Pan troglodytes (chimpanzee) is the source of this 817-nucleotide messenger RNA. RefSeq names its product anthrax toxin receptor-like. The record is from RefSeq and is a predicted model, not a curated record. Bases 1 to 639 code for a protein of 212 amino acids. Gene Ontology annotation, molecular function: transmembrane signaling receptor activity. The transcript has 7 exons. Lineage: Eukaryota; Metazoa; Chordata; Mammalia; Primates; Hominidae. Gene Ontology annotation, cellular component: cell surface; plasma membrane.
AUGCGGAUGUCCUUCGUCACCUACUCCACAGAUGGCGACACUGUCUUGCCACUCACCUCAGACAAGUACCACUUACCUGGAAUCCUGUACUCCUGGGCCCAGAGAUGCCGGCAGGGCUGCCUGCAGGCUCUGCCCACAGGAGAGCCCAGCUGCUCCUCCCCCUACCCAUGGGACAGGCCUGUGCUUGUGGAGUCCUGGCUGGAGCUGCCCUCAGGCAGAGAUGACAAGGUUUCCAGCAUGAUUAUUGCUAUGACUGAUGGAACAAUGAUGAAACAUCCAUCUUUGGACACUCUCAAAGAAGUGACUGAAAGGGCUCGGAGCCUGGGGGCCACCAUUUAUACCCUGGGUGUGGCUGAUUAUAGGAAAGACCCAAUAACAGCAAUGGCAGGCGGUCUGGACCAUGUGUUUGCAGUGGAGGAUGGCUUCAAGGCCCUGAGAAGCACUGUUGAUGCCCUCAUGUCAAAGACCUGUCUUGAAGUGAUGUCAGUGGAGCCUUCCUCUGAGUGUGUAGGAGAAUCCUACCAUGUCGUUAUUCAUGGAAAUGGCUUUCAGAAUCUAAAGAAACAGGAUGAAGUUAUUUGCAGACUUAUCUUCAGUGAAAGCACUAUCAUUGAUAAGUUGUCUCCUCGCUGCCUCUGAGUCACGUAUUUCCCACACAAUGCUGCCUUUCCCCACAGCCAGCCAAGCCUCCCAGCCCUUGCCAACCAUUCCCUGUGGACCCUGUGGGGUUAGAGGCCAUGAAGACAAGUGGAAAGAGGCACUGGGAAGGCUGGCCACCCCUCCCUUCAUCUGCCAAGUGGGGAAGUAACAAAUCCAC